This is a messenger RNA of Babjeviella inositovora NRRL Y-12698, 260 nucleotides long. RefSeq lists its product as uncharacterized. The record is from RefSeq and is a predicted model, not a curated record. The transcript has a single exon. Bases 25 to 237 code for a protein of 70 amino acids. NCBI's taxonomy places the organism in Eukaryota, Fungi, Ascomycota, Pichiomycetes, Serinales.
UCCAGGUUUUAUAGCUUUGUAGGUAUGGUUACCGGCGGUUGGGUCAUAAUUGUAUUACUUGGCUGGAUUCUGUUUUUGAGGCUUAGGUGUGAAUUACCCUGGCAUAUGCAGCAGUCGAUGUGCCCCACGAAGUUAUCGGCCCUUAAGACCUUACCAAAUAUGAUGUGCGAUGGCCGCGGUGAGCCUUACCCUUUGAUAAAAAUGGAAACUCUUGUAAAGGACGCAUCGUUCAAAUAGUUAUUUAAAACAAGUACAUGCGG